GGAGGAGCCAGAGAAAAAGCCAAACAACCCUCCACGCCCUGCAGAGUCAGAGAAGUUCCUCCGCAUUCCUCUCCCACAAAACCACGCACAUCAAUACCUCAGAGGGAGAGAAAGCAGGGAGGAACCACUCUCGGGGGCUGGGAGUUUUGGGAAGGGCCCCGACGAAGGACUGGAGAGCAGAACCAUCCCAUCACCAUCGGCGCCCUGCCAGUGCCAGCCUCACCAUGAGUAAGGCAGGUGAUGACGAAGGUGUACCUGGUGGCCGAGGAGAACCUGCAGACGGGAAGACGCCGAGCAAACUGAGCGCCCCGUCCUCCACGCCAGGCUGGGGCAAAGUCAGCUGCCCCUGCUGUGCCUCAGAACGGGUCGAGCCGCUGGUUCUGGUGAAGCUCGGACAGAAGGUCAUUCCCGAGACGAAGCGCUGGCUCAUCAAACUGAUCAGAGCUCCUCAGAAAGAAGGAGGUGCCGGGUUAUUGGCUCACCCGGGCGAGGACGCCACUGGUAACAUCAUCGUGUUGUCGGCACCGCGCUGCACGUUACUGCGAGCCACGGAGGAGCUGGGCUUGUGCAAGAUUUACCGCAACGGUGAAAUGGAGGCCUUCGCCUACGAUGACAGAGACAACUUCAGAGAUUCAGACAACAUGGAGGUGUUUCUAACAUCUGCGGAGCGACAGUACAUCAUAAAGUACGAGCUGGACGGACUGCGGGCGCAGAAGGACCUGAGGAUACCAGGAAUGCUCGACAGCUGCACACUGCAGAGGAGAGACAACAUCUGGCAGAAGCUGGGAGCUGCUGGUGUGAUUGUAGACACAUUUCCUCUCCACAACCCGGGCAAACUAAAGGAUCUCAGUGAAGCCUGGUACGCUGGGAACCAGCUGGCUCAGCCACUGGACAAAGUGAACGAGUAUUUUGGUAGCUCGAUGGCUUUCUACUUCAGCUUCCUCGAUUUCUAUACCUGGUCUCUCCUUCCACCGGCUAUACUGGGCAUUUUCAUCGCAUAUUUCUCAAGAGAGGUCCAGAGGGAGAUGCUGCAGUCAGUCUCGGGUUCUCAGGCAGGGGAAGUCCAGGACGACCCAGAACCUCUCAUCAGCGGUCACAUGCUGCAGGCGGUGUUCAGCAUGCUCUGGUCCACCGUGUUUAUGGAGAUGUGGAAACGCCGCAGAGCCUCGCUGUCGUACCGCUGGGGCACCCUAAACCUCGCCGAGCGCUUUGCGGAGCCACGGCCGGGCUUCCACGGCGACUUGGGGGUCAACCCUGUGACCGGUCGUGUAGAGCCGCUGUUCCCUGAAUGGAAGAGGGACCUGCGGAUGGCACUGGUGUCUGUCCCAGUGGUGGGGCUGUUUCUAGGACUGGUGGUUCUGGGGAUGAUGUGUUUCUACUGGGCAGAGGCCCGGGUGCAGCAGCUGCACAAAGACUGGGACUCCAUGAUUUCUCAGGCCUUACUCUACACGCCCUCAGUGCUCCAUAUUGUCUACACAAACAUGCUCGCCACAGUUUACAAGACCGUGGCCACAUCUCUGACCGAAUAUGAGAACCAUCGAGAGGAGUCGGCAUAUGAAAACCAUCUGACAGGCAAAGUCUUAGUGUUCACCUUCUUUAACAACUUUGCAGUGCUCUUCCAUAUCGCCUUCUUCAAGCAGGACGUGACCCUGCUUCGAAAGCGUUUAGCUUCUUUGCUGAUCAUCACUCAGCUGGUGAAUCAGGUGACAGAGGUGGUCAUACCUUUCCUUGUGGACCGAUUCAUCAGCGCCCCCCACAGGGCAGAGAACAAAGAUGAUCCAGAAGAAGACAAAUUUCGGAAUCAAGGCACCCUGCCUCCUUUCCCAGGGCUGUUUGCAGAAUACAUCGAGCUGCUGGUGCAGUUUGGGUAUUUGAGUCUUUUCUCCUGCGUGUUUCCUUUGACUGCCAUUCUGCUGCUUCUCAACAAUCUAACAGAAAUCCGAUCGGACGCCUAUAAGGUCUGCAAACUCUUCCGUAAACCCUUUUACCCUCCUGUGGCCAGCAUGGGCGUGUGGCAGCACGCCUUCGAGGUGCUGAGUUUUGUGUCAGUGGUGUCCAACUGCUGGCUGCUGCUGCUGUCACCACGCGUGCAGGAGCUGAGUCAGGAGGCCGAGAUGACUGGCAGCAACCUUCUGAUGGGCGCUGUUAUCGUGGAGCAUGUCCUCAUAUUAGUUAAGGUGAUUAUGGCCGCCCUGAUACCAGAUGAGCCUGACUGGAUCAGGAAAAAGAGGGAGCACAUCGAGUACACGUCCAUGCAAGCCCUAAGACAGCAGAAACUGAAUGUUCAAGAGUCCUAACUUUGUUUCAAGACGUUGAAGUAGUGCCUCUGGAGGUAAAACCAAGGACAACAGAGCUCGAGUGGCCCACGUUGCUGCAGCUGUGACUCGGCUCCAACUGAUUUUUUUCUAUCUAUACUAAUUCACACAGUGCUUCUGCAUCUUAUAUGCAAACUGCAAGUGCAAUUCGAACAGCAGCUAAAUGUGCUUUAAUCCUUAAGCAGGGAGCCAAUGGAUUACGAUGACUGUAUUUCUUACAUAGGAAUGUGGUGAUGAAGACUAAGGGUUGAGAUUGUACAGUUAAUAUUUAAAAAAAUUGGACCCAGUUGCUGCGUCCACAUUCAGGGGCUGUGUCCUUCAAAAGGCCACAUUUGUAGGUCGAUUAUGUCCCGGCGAGGCGACAAAAAGAUUAAAGUUUGAUAUAUUACUCUGUGACACUGGAUGAACAUUUAAGAUGUCUUUAAGCGACAAUGUCGUUGUGUAAAACUCAAAGCGACAGAGCACUUUUGGGAGCAGAAGUGCGUCGACAUUUUCAAACUCCCGCUGGGCGUCAGCACUGAGGAGAAGUUAAACGGAUAUAAUUCAGUCAGAUCAUAAUCCAACGGUUCAUGUUUGGUUUGUUUCGGUGUUUCAUUUGUUGCUGAGCAGAUUGCUUUGGUUGACAAUGAAGUCAAGAUUCAUAAUGGGAUCAUUUAAAUAAAAAAAAUCUAACCUCAAUGGCUUAGUGGAGAGCUGGAGAGAAUAUCUGCAAAUAAAUAAUUGGCUCAUCUUUAACAGAUUCCCGUGUUGACGGUACAACUGCUGGAGUUUAAGGAUAAAAUAAACAAAAAAAAAAACUAAACGGAGCAAAAGUAUGGGCUUCAUUUUUAUGGCUUUCAAACUCUGUGCUUGACGCUGACCGGGUCCUUUGAGGGACGCAGUCUCUGAGUUUGGACACAGGUAGUAUGUAAAGUUAUGAAUGGUGCCAAAAACAGGCAGAAUACCCGUGUAAUUUCUGCCACCCGGUGACAAAACGCUGAGUCAUAGGAAGAGGACAGUAUCAUUAACAGUAGAUAUAAAAAAAAAUAAAAAACUGAACUUUUAAAACAACUUUUUGCAAUAUCUGAAGUACAUCAUCUUUUUCCAGGUAGGCCUAUUUAUUUAAAAAAAAACAUUUUUUUAUAAAGAUUUCUCUAGUUUUGUUUUAAUAAGUCUUGAUGCACCUAAAUGCAUUGCAUGGUCCAAAACAUUGUGACCACCAUCUUUUCAACAGGGGGCGCUAGAGUACCACCCCAUAAAAAUUGCAGGGAAAAGUGUAGACACAAUAAACCUUGAUUACAAAAUAAAAACGUAUUAUCACAUCUGUUCUCCUAUAAAAUGCAUCUUUUGACUUUUCAGAAUUCCCAUUCCAUUUGAGUUUUUUUUUUGUGUAGGCCUCCUAAUUUUAAUUUUCUAAGCGGAGGGGCAUCAGACAAAUGAGCGUGUAUGUUUCUGUAUUAACUUUUGGCUGCCAUGUGACUUCAUGCUGGUCUCUAAUUGGUUACCUAAAGAUUCUCCUCGAGGCGUAGCUCUCUGAGCCUGGGGCCAUUCUUCGUCCUAUCAGAUUAAUAAAUCAGACCUGCCAAUCAAAGUCACAUGCCUGGCAGUUCAGAUGGGUAGGCGCCGAUGUCACUCCAACACACAAACAAAGGAUAAAAGAAAGAACAACAGAAGAAUCAGACAGAAAUGACAACAUAUGAGAAAAUGGUGCAGGGAAAGGAAAUUUGGUAAUUUAUUUACAGAAUAAUAGUUUCAUGAGGCUUUUUCUGGAGAUAAAAAAAGCGAUUAAACUACAGAUGACCACAUGUUUCCCCUCGCAUAAAUGUAGUCCUGAUUCGACUUCAUAAAAAAGGGAAAAAAGGACCUGAUAACAAGACUUACAACACAAAACUGUAACCUACCCUCCUCAUUACUCUACAUACUGCUUCUCACACAGCAGUCACUUCAAUUUAGUGUCCAAAAAUCCCCUAUUAUUAGGUUCAGUGCGGUUCUUUUAUAUCUGACAAGAAGCAGAAGAAGAUGUGUGAUAAUGUGCACAGUACAGCAUACGUUUAGGCUCGACUGUCUUUAAAUUUCUUAUUGGGGUUUUAACCAACUGCUCUUCAAGCUUUUGGGGGCUUCUUUGGAAUUUGGCUGCUUUUUCAUUGAAGUACCUGACCAUUUUCAGAGGAAUGAUUUUUGUUCACUUCUUAAAACAUGACUUAUAAACCCCUGAGGCAUAAGAAAGAAAAAACUUGAAUGAGUGUUGUGCUCACUUGUCAUAGAUAACGUUAUGGGUUUUUGAAUCAGUUUUCCUGACUUGUUUCUCUGCACAUUACCACAAACUUGUAGAGAAGUAGAGAGCUUUAAAACUUUCUAAAUCUGUGGUGGUGUGUGCCCCACAGGUGCCUCAUUUAAGUGAUCACUAGGGCUGGGCAAUAUAUGGAGAUUUAAAAAGAGGCCAUUCGUGCUCUCUAGUCAGGGUUAGACUCCUAUACUUUGGACUUUUCUGUCCCUCUUCUAUCUCUGUGCCUAUUUCCUGUCUGAUUUCUGUAAAUUAAAAAAAAAAAACAGAGAUAAAUACCGGCAAUAAAAUUAUCGGCAUUCAGCCUAAAUAUAUCAAGAUAUUUUUGGUCCAUAUUGCUCAGCCCUAGUAAUCACUUAAAUUAUUUUAUGUAUUGACUGUACCACAGAAAACAUGAAAUUAAAUAAAUCCUAGACUAGUAUUUCUUAACAACAUGCCACAGCAUGCUUUGAAGAUGAUUUUUUUUUAAACUUGCAUUCCAUAAGUAACUAUUAUAGAUACAAUAUUUUAUUUGUUGAAUCUAGUUAUUGCAAUUUUAUCGAAACAAACAUAUACAUAGGCUUCUAACAAAUCAUCCAUUCUAUUUGAUUGUGACAAUUAAAGUCUAAAUAAUGAUAUAAAAAUUAUCAAAUGUAAUGUUUUGAAAAACCUUUUUUUACGACACAAAAACAUUUAUACUAAGCGUUUCAAAGGAAGAAAGAAAAGAAAAAAAAUGUCAAUGCUGAAACAGAAAUGUCUUAAAAGAGAAGAAAUAAAAUCCAUUAGAAUAUGAUUCAAUAACCUCAUGUCUGUUCUUUUGAAAUCUCAUUCUUAGGCCUAAAGUAACAUUUACUUUUCAGUACCAUCAGCAUUGUGUUAUUUCCAAAUGUAAUCUACGAAACUGUCUACCACCUGCAGCUAAAGUACAACGCCACAACAAUCUGCUGCUUUAUUUUAACAUGUUGCAGUACACACACACAACACCACUGAAGUGCUCAAGUUUAGAUACUUAAUAAAAUAUCAGUAAUGAAAAGGUAUAAAAUAGUUUACCAAACAACUCUGAAAAUGGGCAGGUACACCAAAAUAACUGCUAAAACUACUUUAAACAAAGCAGCAAAUGUCAAACAAACGCUUUUAAAAUAUUUAUGUUGCUUCGGCAUCCUUGUCGAAUUGUCAGUGUUUUAAAGUAUGCCAGAAAAUUAACAGGUGUAUGUACUAGUUAAACAAUAAGCUAAAUUUAACUUAAUCUAAACUUUCACGUUAAGCUCUCUCAAAUACAAGGUCUUGACUGAAUUUAAAACUAUUGGAUACUUUGUUAUUAUACAUUUUUGUUUCAUGCCCUGGACAACCCAGUAAAACCAAGAUUGAAAUGAAUUUUGUGGCUAAAGACAUUAUUAGAGCGAUUUUUGAUGAGCUAAAUAUGAGCGAAGUCUCAUACACACCUUUACUACUGUAGUAAGUUCACAAAUUGUGAACACAAAUUAAGUAACUGAACAAAGAAAUGUUUUACUUACGGGAGUGUUUUCCCUUGGACACGAGGUAGCGUUUCUGGUCCGUUAGCGGCGCCAUGUUGGCUAAUGUCAGCUAACAGCUGCUAGCCAGGUUAUCAUCGGUCACUGUGCUAAAUAAAUAAGGAAAAGUUACUGUAAUGUGCAAGUUAUUUUAAAAUGAUACUGUCUUCUCCUUAACUAACAUUUAUGAAACCAUCUGUAAACUACGCAUUAGGGUUCUAAAAUAAUUUAACGCCGUGGAAAGAGACCAAAGAUGUGCUAUAUUAUUAUUUAUCAAUUAGCUUGUGCAUUAACUGUGCAGAGAGCCACAUGCCACCAACUGCAACAUUUUAAAGUCACAUAAUGCAAGUUCUUAUCACACGUGUUCACUGAUAGUUGUUUUAAUUCGAUAUCUUUAAGGUGCAGUUUUACAGCCAGUUGUGAGUCUACAAUCAUGUUUUUCUAUGUUGUUGUUUUGCUGUCAAGUGUUAUUAGUCUCUUUAGCCACCAGGUGUCGCCACAUACUGAUAUUUAUGCCGAUGCAUUUGUAACAAUCAGUACUGGUGGCUGCUGGACUCAUUCUGCAAAGAUGCAGAAGGAUGGAGAGACUUGUUCAACCAGCUGCAGCUGCACAUUUGCAGACCUGACAAAAAAUAUAUAAAUAUAUGGACCUUAGUGUGUAUAUGUAGGUGUGGUUGUGUACAGUUGCGAUGUGUACAUGAAGAUAAAAGUUGGCAGUGUUUGUUUGUUGUGUAAUAAUAAAAUCACUUAAAGUCA
Messenger RNA from Fundulus heteroclitus (mummichog), 6824 nucleotides. It is a transcript of the gene ano10b, whose product is annotated as anoctamin 10b. The record is from RefSeq and is a predicted model, not a curated record. Gene Ontology annotation, biological process: chloride transmembrane transport. Gene Ontology annotation, molecular function: chloride channel activity. Gene Ontology annotation, cellular component: plasma membrane. The transcript has 16 exons. The coding region runs from base 225 to 2297 and encodes 690 amino acids. NCBI's taxonomy places the organism in Eukaryota, Metazoa, Chordata, Actinopteri, Cyprinodontiformes, Fundulidae.